Molecule: messenger RNA, 4347 nt
Organism: Pomacea canaliculata
Lineage: Eukaryota; Metazoa; Mollusca; Gastropoda; Architaenioglossa; Ampullariidae
Product: mannose-1-phosphate guanyltransferase beta-A-like
Exons: 9
Coding region: 422-1504 (360 amino acids)
Biological process (GO): GDP-mannose biosynthetic process; cell wall mannoprotein biosynthetic process
Cellular component (GO): cytoplasm
Molecular function (GO): GTP binding; mannose-1-phosphate guanylyltransferase (GTP) activity
Source: RefSeq, a predicted model, not a curated record
CGGAAGUGUUAGCCUCGUUUUGCAUGCUAACGCGUGGCAGUUGUCUGCUUUCUUAAGCGGUGUACUGGCUUUCAGCUUUGUUAGCUGUCAGGUAGCAUAGACAUUAGUUUUAGAAGGUACAAAUCUCAUCUGGAUGUCAGAGCUGAUUAUAAAUCUGAAAUAAGAUAUAUUUUCCUUUCAUCUGGACCUUUUUUUGCAAUCGUUUACACAUAGCAGGGCGUUGACAGCAAGUCAUAUAGCGAUACUGUUUUGGACGAGGACGCGGCUACUGUCCUUAUUGACACCUGCUGGUAGUUAAGGAGAAGGGAAUUAAUUAUUGUUUUUCAAUCAGUGGUAGCGGGUCAACAAAAUUACUUAGCGUGAUAGGGUUUUAAAUCGGAACCUUUACGUUUGUCGAAGACGUGUUGCGUCAUCGUUGGGAAUGAAAGCGCUUAUUCUAGUAGGCGGCUAUGGGACUCGUCUGCGUCCACUCACCCUCAGCAGACCUAAGCCAUUGGUGGAGUUUGGCAACAAACCUAUCUUGUUACAUCAGUUGGAGGCCCUUGCUGAUGCUGGCGUGAAGCAAAUCAUUUUAGCUGUAAGUUAUCGUGCUGAACAGAUGGAGAAGGAGCUAAAGCAUGUGGAAGAACAGCUGGGGGUGAAGAUCACAAUAUCAUUGGAAGAAGAACCACUAGGAACAGCUGGACCUCUGGCUUUAGCAAGAGAUAUAUUGACCCAAGACAAAGAGCCUUUCUUUGUGCUCAACAGUGACAUCAUCUGUGACUUUCCCUUCAAAGACAUGGUUAAGUUCCAUAAACACCAUGGGAAAGAAGGAACAAUAGUGGUCACAAAAGUGGAUGAGCCCUCUAAAUAUGGUGUUGUGGUUUAUCAACCAGAGAAUGGACAGAUUCAGCACUUUGUAGAAAAGCCUCAAGAAUAUGUUUCCAAUAAAAUUAAUGCUGGCAUGUAUAUGUUCUCUCCAGAUGUGCUGAAGCGAAUUCAGCUUCGCCCAACUUCCAUUGAGAAAGAGGUAUUUCCUGCUAUGGCCGCAGAUGCCUGUCUCUUUGCUAUGGAUCUUCAAGGUUUCUGGAUGGACAUAGGUCAGCCUAAAGACUUUCUCACAGGAAUGUGCUUGUUCCUAACAUCACUUAGACAGAAACAGCCAGAGCAGCUAUACACAGGCCCUGGUGUUGUUGGCAAUGUUCUCAUUGAUCCCACAGCUAAAAUAGGCAAGAACUGCAGAAUAGGCCCCAAUGUCACAAUCGGGCCAGAUGUCGUCAUUGAAGAUGGAGUCUGCAUCAAACGGUGCACAGUCAUGCGAGGAGCAUGCAUCCAUUCCCAUUCUUGGCUGGAAUCUAGCAUCAUUGGAUGGCGCUGUGUUGUUGGAAACUGGGUCCGCAUAGAGAAUGUUUCUGUUUUAGGCGAAGAUGUCAUUGUCAAAGAUGAGUUAUAUGUCAAUGGUGGCAACAUUUUACCCCACAAGUCUAUAGCGGAGUCGGUUCCUGAACCAAAGAUCAUUAUGUGAUGCAGAAGAGGCUGUGUUGUGUUGUUCUUGUCCUCUUCUGAGAGGGAAAGACAAUAUUUUUUCAGGGUUACAUUCCUGUUACAUCUUUUAUCUUGUGAAACAGUUGUUACUGCUUUUUUGUAUUAAAGACCAAAAUGUAAUAGUGAUGUAAAUGCUUCAUGGUGCAUUGGAGAACUUCUGCUGUAGGCCCCAUGAUCUAUUAAUUCUCCAGAAGAAAAUUGUACCUGAGGAUUUAUUGAGAUGUCUGCUCAGCACAUGGUCUUCAUCAUUGAAUAUUUUUGUUGGGCUGUUACAAUUCUGUCUCUCCUCCACUCUCCAAAUGCUCAUGAUUUACUGGUUACACAAUCAACAUGGUUCAUUUUUAGGUUUUCAAAUACUGUUUUCGGUAACUACAAGAAAGGUAGUUUUGCAACUAUAUAUUGUAAUAAAAAAAAAAUCAUUUUUAUUGAAGCCAAUUUUUUUUAUUUACUGUGCUUUUGUGGGAUAUUGAAAUAAAUCAGACUUGGUCAAUUCGUUAAAGUAUUGGUUACGGAUUAAACCUAUAGGAUGCAUGUUCAGAAGCUUAAAGUACUUUUUAAAGAAAAGGAUACACAGUGAAGCUACUUUAAAUUAAAGCAUUUUACAGUAUUGGCACCAUAAAGAAACUUGCUAAAAAUGAGGAUGCCAUGGAUAGUGGCUGCAGCUGGCAUUUUGGUUGCUUAACUGCAAGCUUAUAACUGAUGGACCCCUCUCUUCUUCCCAAUAUAAAGAAUCUUUUUAUGCAUGUUAUAUAUCUGUUGGCAGGAGUCCAACUCUUUAGCCUGUUUAAAAGGCAUUACUCGUGUCAGCUGUAGCAUUUUUUUAACAGACAUAUUCAUGAUAACUUACAAUUUGGUGAUAAUAUAUGCUAAAUUAAAAAAAGGUGAUAUAAUUGAAUUUGAAUCUUUUAUUAUUCAGAUAAGGGUUUUCAAAAUUUUUCAUAUUGUUAUACAUUAAACCUUGGGAUUUUCAUGAAUUUUUUUUUCCUUAGUUUAUGAAUAUGCCUGUGUGGGAUUGUGUACGUCUAUGUGCACUUAUUUCAAAGGCAGCAAAAUGUAUUAUUGCUAUUCUGUCCUCUAGGAGGUAGGUUCAUAUGCAUGCAUUGAUCUUUAAAGAAUGGAUAUAUAGAUUUCUGUAAAGGAUUUAUCCAGUAAUAGCUUGGUUUCUUAAAGAUAACUGCAAGGAGCAGCCUACCUCAAGUUCAUGACAGUGACUGUAACUUGUAUACUAACUGUAGCUUAUUGUUGCCUUAAUUUACCUGUUAAAAGCCCUUCAUUUUCUGACUUGUUUUUAGACCUACCCUGCUUACAUUGUCUGAUGGAACAAUCAAUAUGUAUUAUAUGCAUUUUAUUUCUUUUUAUGCAAACAUUGAGGGUUAUGAUAAUAAGGGUUAUACUUAUCUGGUAUUAUAUUGUAUGCCAAAAAUAUAGUGAUGGCUACAUUUUCAGGGUUAUUGUGUGAAUUUUUAUAUCAAAUGCUGCAGAAAUUGAGAAAAUAUGAACUGUUACUUAGUUUUACAAAGAUCUAAAUUUUUGCUGUUUGUGAUGCAGGUAUUUUAAAACACUAUGUUGUGCAUAGUUUUAUGGUGACAAAUGCUCAGAAUUAAGAUGCAUCUAGUUUUAUGACAGAGGAAGAUCUUUGGCAGAUUUGGAGUUGGAGCAUAGUUGAAAUUUUACCAUGUUUUCGUGGGUGAUUAGUCAAUCAGGGAAAAAUGUGUAGGUGUUAAGAAGAAAAGGAUGACCCUUUCAAUCACCACUUCCCACUGAAAAGAUCGUUUUGUAAGGAACAUGCACACACGUUUUGGAAGGAUAUUUUCAGUUAUAUGAGAGAAAUGCAAAUCAAAGUAGCUUUGGGCUUCUUAGCAUUUACCGUGGACCAGUACUCACUGCUUUUAAUAAACUUGCUGGAAAUAACUGAUAGCUACGAAAGAACAAUGACUUUGAAUCUUUAGAUGCAUGCAGACUUCAUUAAUGUAAGAUACAGUUGAUUAACAAGAAAAACAAAAAUGAAGACACUGUUACUGUUAGUACACGUAAGUUCGAUAGUCUAGUCUUCUUAAAGAGAAGAUAAAACCCACAGGGAGAAUUCUAAAUAUUUCAGAAAAAUUAUGAAUCACAUUGCCAGCUUAUGCAGAAUUUCACUUUUAACUGGAAAAGAACUGGAACUGCCACAGCAGAGCACUUAAACCUAAGAAUUUUCCUUUCUGCAGCAACAGUUUUGUGUUCACUGCUUUGUAACUAUUGAUACCUGGUAGAUGUACAGCACUUUGUGGUGGGUGAAAGUGGGGUGCUAAUAGAGGAAUGCAUAUGAUGCCAUUGCUUAUACUUAAAAGAUGUCACCUGUUACAUUUACAAAUAAAUUUUUUGUAUCAUACACUACAAAAGGUGUUGGAACCUUUUAUUUCUUUUGUCAUGGGUUUGUUUCCCCCUUUCCUCUUUUUUCUUUGUACUCUGUUGGAAUAAUUAAUUUAGAUGAAAGCAGAUAUGUUCAUUUUCUGAUGCCAAAUAUACAGCACCUACAUCUGGUACCAUUAAUCUGAGGGAAACCUUUAGUAGUUAAACGUUUGCUGGCAUCCUGUGGUUGUGUUUACAGGAAUUGAUAAUUUUGUUUCACUUGAAAAGAUCUGUAAUUAAAGUAGCUGCUAUAUUAAAAAUUGAAAUCAGUUUUCUGUAUGCUUACAUAACCUGAAAUAUAGUUCUUGUUGGAGGAAAAUAUGGCAAAAUUAGAAGCAACGAUGUUCAGUGGGUGCAAGCUGUGAUGACAAAAAUGGAAUUUGAAGAGGACAAUGAUUCCAACCAGUUAAAGAUACACUAAUUGUCAUGGUG